Thalassophryne amazonica is the source of this 1259-nucleotide messenger RNA. It is a transcript of the gene c1d, whose product is annotated as C1D nuclear receptor corepressor. Lineage: Eukaryota; Metazoa; Chordata; Actinopteri; Batrachoidiformes; Batrachoididae. Gene Ontology annotation, cellular component: exosome (RNase complex); nucleolus. The record is from RefSeq and is a predicted model, not a curated record. Gene Ontology annotation, molecular function: DNA binding; RNA binding. The transcript has 4 exons. Bases 1 to 468 code for a protein of 155 amino acids. Gene Ontology annotation, biological process: maturation of 5.8S rRNA; regulation of gene expression.
AUGGCAGAUAACAACAGGACUGAAGAUUAUCCUUUCGACAUUGAUGAACAGCUGAAACGAUUUGACUCCUCGGUUGUUUCUGUCAAAGACAUGCUGGAUACGCUGAUGUCGAUGCCCCGGAAUGAGCUGUUACAGAAGCUGGAUCCUUUGGAGCAAGCUAAGCUGGACCUGAUGUCUGUCUACACCCUCAACUCAUUAUUCUGGAUGUAUUUGGUGGUACAAGGGGUAAAUCCCAGAGAACAUGGAAUCAAAGAGGAAAUGGAGCGAAUCAGGACAUACAUGAACAGAGUGAAGGAGAUCAGUGACAAGAAGAAAGCUGCCCGUUUAGAUAAAGGGGCCGCUGGUCGUUUUAUCAGGCAUGCCCUCUAUGAUCGAGAUGAAGAGUCCAAAAAACAGGCUAAAACAUCUAAGAACGCAGGUGCCGCACCAUCGGACACGCCACAGGUAAAGCAUCCAAAGCAGAACUGAGCACUGCGCUCUGCAGUUUAAAGACUUUUUGGAGCAGCAGUCACGAAUGUAAAGACUUUUAUAUUCAUAAAAGGCAGCACAGUCUGUAGGGAUGUGUGACGGGGCAUUAAUGUGACGCGAUACGUUCAAAUAACAAAAACAAAGCAGCAUCAUCACCAGGACUUGCCUCCUUUGGAAACAUUGAGGUGUCGCACUCAGCAAAGUGCUAAAGACACAAAAACCUCUGUGAUGCAUCAUCUUAAGACAUUUUUCAGAAUUUCUGGAUGGGGACGGUUCGGGUCACAAUGUCGGUUUUUGUCAGAAAUUGUUGUUGCUUCUGCAAAGAGGAAAAAGAUGUUUCUAGCAGCAUUUGAGUGUCAGUGGGGUGACACCAAACGUUUUAUGAUGAUGGCAAUCAAUGUCUCAAAGAAGAACCCAUCAUUACAUUAUUGUUUUGUUUUUUUUUAAUUUGUUGCACAGUGAGGAAGGUGCUUUUUACUUGCAGUUUUGAUUAUCUGUAAUUGGAUAAUUGACAAGCGAAAUUUUAUGUGUAGCCAGUUAACUAUUUGAAAAAUUUGCAUUUUUUUCAAGAAUUCUCAGCGUUGGGGGAGAUGACUGCUCUGUGGUUUCUCUCGUCUGUUUUGAAAGCAUUCUUCUGGAGUAGGUCCUGACUGAAGCUGUUAUAAAUGAUGAGAAAUAAAAUGUGAAGAGUGAUGUUUUAAAUGCUUUUGGAGUUUUGUGCUGAACAUAAAAAUUUCGGCAGCAUUUAGAACAAAAUUUCAACAACAAGCGUCAAGACACCAAUAAAUGAA